AUGGGUGACGAUCAUUACGAAGAAAAACCAUCAACACAAGGAAUUAAGCGUUCGCAGGACGGAAACGAUGGCCCCGUUAACAAACGUGCCCAUUUUGGAGAUGAAGAAGGCGGUGGUGACCAUUUAGCUAUCAAAAUUCUUAUUCCUUCAAUUGCUGUCGGAGCAAUUAUUGGAAAAGGAGGAGAAGCAAUGCGCAAUUUGAAGAGCGACCAUAAUUGCAAAGUGCAAAUGUCCAAGAAUAAUGAAACCUAUCCGGGAACCAGCGAAAGAAUUUGUUUGAUGAAAGGAAGAAUGAACAAUAUUUUAGCUGUGAUUGAUAGCAUCCAAGAAAAGAUUCGCGAGAAAUGUGCCGAUCAAAAUGCAAACGACGCUUUCGAUCAUAAGAACACCCCAAGAGGGCAUGAAAUUAAAAUUGUCAUGCCGAACACUUCUGCCGGAAUGGUCAUUGGAAAGUCCGGAGCCAACAUCAAGGAUAUUAGAGAGCAGUUUGGCUGCCAAAUCCAAGUAUAUCCAAAAGCUGGAUCAAAUGAGGCGAAAACCUCACAAGAGCGCGUCGUCACGAUUGCACACGAGGAGGGAGGAAAUCUCUCCAAGGCAAUAAGCCGUGUUCUUGAGAAAGUUGCUGCUGAUCCACAUCACGGAAGCGAAAUUAACAAAGAAGAUUUUGGAAAAUCUUCGUACCAAUCUGGAGGAAACAAUCACACUCAGUCAAGCACCAACAUUGCCUACAAUCCAUCUCCGGCUUUUAAUCAGUCGAACAUGAAUGUUGCUCCUUCUGGAUUCGGACAGGCGUCGGCCCCAUACAAUCAGCCGCAGUUCGCUAAUCAGCAAUUCGGAAAUGGUGGCGCUGUAAAAUAUCCAAUGAGUGGACUUGGCAACAAUGAACUUCUGGCUUUCCUCGACAACCUUCAAUCCACCCUCAGAACUUCUGGAUUUAAUGAAUCAAGCGUUUCGGAAGUUAUGCAGGCUAUGCAGGUUCUUGCUAAAUACAAUAUCAUGGGAUUGGGACUUGGACUCGGUGUUGCCGCGAUGGCACAAUUGAGAAGCGCUCCAGAGGCGCAAAUGCCGGCUAACCAUGGUGCGGCCGGUUUUGGUGAUGGAUAUAAUCCAGCGGCUCAGAACCCUGCUGCCGAUCAGAUCGAUAAUUUAAAUUUCGAAAGCACAGCUAACAUUCCUAACAUAAUUCUAAUCAUUAAAGCAUAUUUGAAUCUAAGGAAGGUUUUCUUUUAA
Messenger RNA from Caenorhabditis bovis, 1230 nucleotides. The record is from the annotation of a GenBank genome assembly. NCBI's taxonomy places the organism in Eukaryota, Metazoa, Nematoda, Chromadorea, Rhabditida, Rhabditidae.